GAGGCUUGGGCGCUGCGGCGGUAGGAGGAGGACGGGGAAGGACGGAGCUGAGCCGCCGCUGCCUCCCUCGCUCACUCCCUCGCGCGCUCGCCCGCCCCCUCCCUUCCUCCCCUCCCUUCCCCGGCCCGGGCCCCGGCUCCGGCCCAUUCGCUGCGCGGUCUUCUGCUAGGGAGGAUGUCGGCCUCGUCGCUCCCCAGCGCGCUGGCCCUUUCGCUCUUGCUGGUCUUUGGCUCGCUCCUCCCAGGGCCAGGUGCGGCUCAGAACGCUGGGUUUGUCAAGUCGCCCAUGUCAGAAACUAAGCUCACGGGGGACGCCUUUGAGCUGUACUGUGACGUGGUCGGGAGCCCCACGCCAGAGAUCCAGUGGUGGUACGCAGAAGUCAACCGGGCAGAGUCUUUCAGACAGCUGUGGGACGGUGCUCGGAAGCGCCGUGUCACCGUAAACACCGCCUACGGGUCAAACGGCGUGAGUGUGCUGAGAAUAACCCGGCUCACCUUGGAGGACUCUGGGACUUACGAGUGCAGGGCCAGCAACGACCCCAAGAGGAAUGACUUGAGGCAAAACCCUUCUAUAACAUGGAUUCGAGCCCAGGCCACCAUAAGCGUCCUUCAGAAGCCAAGAAUUGUCACGAGUGAAGAGGUCAUUAUUCGAGACAGCCUCCUCCCUGUCACCCUGCAGUGUAACCUCACCUCCAGCUCUCACACUCUUACACACAGCUACUGGACAAAGAAUGGAGUAGAACUGACUGCCACUCGUAAGAAUGCUAGCAAUAUGGAAUACAGGAUCAAUAAGCCAAGAGCUGAGGAUUCAGGCGAAUACCACUGUGUUUAUCAUUUUGUCAGCGCUCCUAAAGCAAAUGCCACCAUUGAAGUGAAAGCUGCUCCUGAUAUCACUGGCCAUAAACGGAGUGAGAACAAAAAUGAAGGGCAGGAUGCCAUGAUGUACUGCAAGUCAGUUGGCUACCCCCACCCAGAAUGGAUAUGGCGCAAGAAGGAGAAUGGUAUGCUCUUGGAUAUUGUCAAUACCUCUGGUCGCUUCUUUAUCAUCAACAAGGAGAAUUACACUGAAUUGAGUAUUAUGAACCUUCAGAUCACAGAAGACCCUGGCGAGUAUGAAUGUAAUGCUACCAACUCCAUUGGCUCUGCUUCCGUUUUCACCGUCCUCAGGGUACGGAGCCACCUUGCUCCACUUUGGCCUUUCUUGGGAAUUUUGGCUGAAAUCAUCAUCCUUGUGGUGAUCAUUGUUGUGUAUGAGAAGAGGAAGAGGCCAGAUGAAGUUCCUGAUGACGAUGAACCAGCUGGGCCAAUGAAAACCAACUCGACCAACAAUCACAAAGAUAAAAACUUACGCCAGAGAAAUACAAAUUAAGUACUGCUUAUAAUUUCUUUAGGGUCCUGAAACUGAUGGCAACAUGACCUGCUAAAUUUUCUGCUUGGACCUCUUUGGUCUCUCCCCUCAAGUGAGCAGCACCACAAUGAUCGUCUAAAGCAUGCCUUAUUUAGCCUCUCCUGUAAGGGUGACCUAGCCAGGUACAUUUUAAACAAUGCUUCAGUGUAGAAGGUGUAAACUAUUUUGGGCUUGAUGUGCUGUGAAUGUUGCUUUUCCCCCUUUGUUAAAAUAUUUAAAUAGAAGUGGAAAAGGUCCUCUGAGGAUCAGAUCAUGCAUGCGCCAUUUUUACUUCUGCAGCUGUUAAAUUGGCAAAGCUCUAAAAUGCACUGCUGCCAUCUAGUGAUACAUUUUUUAAAGUACAGCAAAACCUACAGAUAUAUACAGUAUAUAAAUAUAUAUAUAUAUAUUUAUAUUUUUUGGGGUGGGAGAAAUCCAAAAUAAAGUAACCGCUUGUUUCAUUUUUAAGCUGCUGAUACUCAUUCCUUAUUGUAUGUUGUCAGAUGAGGAAACUGCAGUUCUGGUACAUAAAGAUGAGUAAUUUAAACUGAAGUCUAUACUUUUAAGGGCUUAACCUCUAACUUUAAGAAGUUGGAACAGUCCAUUGAAUGGAUAUAAUGAAUUGCAGUAUAUAUGUAUGAUUGCUUUUUAAGUGACUUUUUUCUUUUGUUAAAUCAUGUAAAUUCUGAAAUCUUUUGCACUGAUGUGUUGAACCUUAUUCUUGUACAUUCAAUCAAGGCAAACUUUUAUAAUUUCCCUUUUGUUUUCAAUGACCUGAAAUGUUAAUAGCAUGGUGAUACUCUAUGCAACUCUAUUUACACCUUUUGGUUUGACA
This is a messenger RNA of Nannospalax galili (Upper Galilee mountains blind mole rat), 2221 nucleotides long. RefSeq names its product neuroplastin (gene Nptn). The record is from RefSeq and is a predicted model, not a curated record. NCBI's taxonomy places the organism in Eukaryota, Metazoa, Chordata, Mammalia, Rodentia, Spalacidae. The transcript has 9 exons. The coding region runs from base 175 to 1368 and encodes 397 amino acids. Gene Ontology annotation, biological process: dendrite self-avoidance; axon guidance; homophilic cell-cell adhesion. Gene Ontology annotation, cellular component: plasma membrane; axon. Gene Ontology annotation, molecular function: cell-cell adhesion mediator activity.